UCCCUCGAUUUUGCCUUUGGUAUAUUUGGAUAAUUCUCAAUAGUAUUAUCCCUUUUUAUUGGUAAAAAAGAUCUUCUUCCUGCAGAGUGUCAGCUCUCUUCAUGGCUGCAUCAACUGUUUCCUCUCCUUCUUCUCUGCUACACACCAAACACUCCAUCACCACUCUACUUCCACUCCCUACCCGUCAAUUAACAAAACCCUUUAAACCCCUAAAACUCCUCAAACUAUAUAUCCAAUUUCGCAAUCCACUCUCUCUCUCCUCUUCUUCCCGAUUUUGCCCAUCUUUCUCUGCAUUUGACAGCACUGAAGUAUCCCAAGAUGACCGUCAAUCUGAAACUGAAGAAUAUGAGCAAGAACUCAAAGAAGAAGAACAAGAAGAAGAAGGAGAAGGAGAAGAAGAAGAACUGAAACCCUCAGAAUCGAACGAAGAAGGGAGGCUGUUUGUAGGAAAUUUGCCUUAUUCAAUGACUUCUUCACAAUUAACUGAGGUUUUUCAAGAGGCUGGUCAAGUGGUCAAUGUUCAGAUUAUCUAUGAUCGUGUCACUGACAGGAGCAGAGGGUUUGGGUUUGUUACAAUGGCAAGUGUUGAGGAUGCUAAAGAAGCAAUUCGGAUGUUUAAUGGAUCUCAAAUUGGAGGUCGAACUGUUAAGGUGAACAUCCCGGAAGUGCCAAAGGGUGGUGAGAGGGAAGUAAUGGGGCCAAGGAUAAGGAGCACCUACAAGGGCUUUAUAGACAGUCCGCACAAGAUCUAUGCUGGGAACCUAGGUUGGGGCCUCACAUCUCAAGGUCUUAGAGAUGCUUUUGCAAGCCAACCUGGCUUUUUAAGUGCCAAAGUCAUCUAUGAACGGGACACAGGAAGAUCUCGAGGUUUUGGGUUUAUCUCAUUUGAGUCUGCUGAGAAUGCGGAAGCUGCUCUAAAUGCCAUGAAUGGAGUGGAGGUGGAAGGGCGGCCCUUGAGAUUGAAUUUGGCUGCAGAAAGAGCACGUUCUCCUCCAUCUAUGGAAACAAAUUCAGAAGAUAAUCUAGAGAGCAGUGAAUUGGUUUCUAGUAUUGGCUCUUGAAGGAAAACACAAUGGGUGCUUGAAUAUGCUACGAAAUUGAGGAUCGAUAGACCUUUAUGAGAAAACUUAGCUAUCUACAGCCGCGCGGAUGAGUUCUCAACUCCUGAUGCUUCUUUGUUGUCAGAAAGCAGCAAAGUUAAUUAAAAUCCAAUCCUUUGUUGUGCAUUUUUGGAGUGAUGUGACUCCAGAUUGUAAAAGAUUUUAAGAAAUAUGCGAGCCCUGAGUAUUCUUAAUGUGCAGAGAAUUCUUUUUCUCGAACAAUUUAGUAAAUGAAGUUCCAAUCUUAUUUUCUCUA
Molecule: messenger RNA, 1356 nt
Organism: Jatropha curcas
Lineage: Eukaryota; Viridiplantae; Streptophyta; Magnoliopsida; Malpighiales; Euphorbiaceae
Gene: CP33
Product: chloroplast RNA-binding protein 33
Biological process (GO): chloroplast rRNA processing
Cellular component (GO): chloroplast thylakoid membrane
Molecular function (GO): mRNA binding
Source: RefSeq, a predicted model, not a curated record